AUGUCCAUUGAUCUGGAGUGGCACAAGUUAGAUGCCACCCUCGCUUCGUCGCUCAUCGAUGCUCUCAACAGGCAGCUCACCACAACCACAAGGCCAUCAUUCAUUGGGCCCGUUGAGGUAACCUCCCUUGACUUUGGCUCUGCAUCGCCCGACGUCGAGCUCAUAGACCUGCGCGACAUCCACCCUGACUUCCUCGAAGACGACGACGACGACGACGGCUCUUCGUCUGACCACUCGGAUCCCGUCAAGGUUACCGAGGGCGUGUACGGAGACGACGACGACGGGUUCGAGUGGGUCUCGAGACGGGCUGCGAGGAAGGGCGUGGGCGACGACGGGCCUGCAUACCAUCAUCUCCCGCCCCAUAUCCGCUAUGGACGCGGGCCCUCUGUCGACCUCUUUUCAUCGACACCAGCGCUGCAUUCAGGGAUGCAGCGCGAUAUAUGGAGCGGUGGGGCCAUGCAUAUGAGUGUACCGAGUCUGGGUGACUUUCGUCCUGUCACCCCUGCGCGUCCCAGCCCUUCGUCUUACCGCAGUCAACUGGACAGUUCUCCAGACUCCCUAAAUCUGCACCUCCACAUCACCUGGCAUUCAAACCUCCGUAUCACACUCACGACGUCACUCUUAAUCAACUAUCCCUCGCCCAUGUUCAUGGCGCUCCCUAUCAAACUCUCAGUCACGGGCCUUGUGUUCAGUGGUGAGGUUGCUGUCGCGUACGAGGGUGCCCGUCGGCGUGUGCAUCUAUGUGUGUUAGACGACCUUGACCCGUAUGGACCUGCUUGCGGUCGCUCUCAGAGUAGUACUCCGCCAGAUGCUGGCAUGGACGAGUCACGCCCAGGGAAACCGCUCCCCGUUGGUCAACGCUUACUACCGUCCAUAUUGAUCGAGAGCGAGAUAGGGCAGGCAGACAAGCAUGUGCUCAAGAAUGUAACGCGAGUGGAACGUUUCAUACAAGACGUGAUACGAAAAACUGUUGAAGAGGAACUUGUGUUUCCUAAUUUCCAUACUUUGAUCAUGGGUGACGAGUAGGCUCUGCUGACCCCCUUAGUCUUGCAUGUCUUGCAUUCUCUAUACGCUGUACUAGUACUCUCAUGGCCUUACAGUACUUAGAUUUUCGCUUUGAUUCCGUCAACUCGAUUUUAGAUCAUAAUUGCGAUUUCAUAAAACAACUCAUUCAUACAC
Molecule: messenger RNA, 1179 nt
Organism: Serpula lacrymans var. lacrymans S7.9
Lineage: Eukaryota; Fungi; Basidiomycota; Agaricomycetes; Boletales; Serpulaceae
Exons: 2
Coding region: 1-1026 (341 amino acids)
Biological process (GO): mitochondrion organization; phospholipid transport
Cellular component (GO): ERMES complex
Molecular function (GO): lipid binding
Source: RefSeq, a predicted model, not a curated record